GGAACUUAUAAAAUAUCAAAUAAAUUAUAUUUAAAUCAAAUUGAUUUAUUUAGUAAAAAAUGUAAAAACAAAGAAAAACUAAAAAUAAAGGAUACAGAUCCUUUAUUUUUUUUAAAUUAAAAUUUAUUUUUUGUAAUUGUUUUAUGUUUUCAUAUAUAAAUGUUUUCAAUGUUUUUUUUUUUCAUUCCACCAAACAAUUUUUUUAUAUUUAAAUAAUAAUUAUCUUUUUUAUAAAAAAAAUAAAGAUAAUUUUCAAACACAAUAAUAAUAUAAUAAUACUUUAUUCUAUAAUAUUACUAUAUUUAUAACAAUAAUAAUAUUUUUUAAAAAUGUCAGCCACAAGAGAAAGAACUAGAGAAGUUUUCGGUUUCAAAAAAGAAAACAUGGAACAUCCAAAUGUUAUUCUUUACCAACAAGAAACUGAAAAAUUAAAAAGAGAUUAUAGAGAAUUGUAUGAAGCUUCAAAAUCAUGGAUGGAUUCAUUGGCAAGAAUGAAGGUAGAAGGUGAACUUUUAUCAAAUACCUAUAAGAAUUUUGGUGAAACUCAAUACCAUAGAGAAGGUGAAAAUCUUUCCAAAGUCUCAAGAUACAUUGAUCUUUUCAAUAACAAUGUAAAGAAUUUAUAUGACAAUGUUGAAGAUCAUUACUUUAAUGAAAUCUCUGAUAACUAUAAGUUCCAUAUCAAGAACAUUGAAGACCAAGACGCCAAAACACACAAAGAUAAAUUGGCCUAUGAAGAUGCUUUAACCAUUUACAAUAAACCACAACUUCACGAAACUGAACAAAAAACCCAUGCUCGUUACAACAAGAUGACCACCGCCCAAUCAGUUUUCUUAGCUAGUUUCACACAAUAUCAACAACUUAUGGCUGAUAUUGAAGGCAGAACUGAAAAACAAGUUCCACAAGCUUUCCGUAAUUUAAUGAAUGCUCUUGAUGACUUUUUUGAUAAAGGUCGUCAAGAUUUUGGCUUCAUUGAUCUUCCAGAUUGGAAAAAACCAGAAAUGAGCGAAAAUAUGCUUGAAUCAACUCUUCAUCAAGAACACACCAACUGGGAUAAACCAUUAAACAUGGAAAAAGAAGUUCCAGUCCUCCAAAAAGAAACCAUUGAAACUAAAGAAGAGGCCUCAGGUUCUGGUACCAAAGUUACCACCACUAAAACUACCACAACCACAAGUGCUGUUGACGGUGAACAUUUAAAUAAAGCCGACACAAUCGGUCACGGUAACAUGUAAAUAAUUUAAAAAUAACUAAAUUAUUUAAAAAAAAAUAAAAAAAUAAAAACCAAAAAAAAACCUAUUUUAUUUAAUU
This is a messenger RNA of Dictyostelium purpureum, 1308 nucleotides long. RefSeq lists its product as uncharacterized. The coding region runs from base 330 to 1232 and encodes 300 amino acids. The record is from RefSeq and is a predicted model, not a curated record. Lineage: Eukaryota; Evosea; Eumycetozoa; Dictyosteliales; Dictyosteliaceae. The transcript has 2 exons.